Molecule: messenger RNA, 3622 nt
Organism: Scheffersomyces amazonensis
Lineage: Eukaryota; Fungi; Ascomycota; Pichiomycetes; Serinales; Debaryomycetaceae
Gene: ZCF29
Product: Zcf29p
Exons: 2
Coding region: 41-3388 (1115 amino acids)
Biological process (GO): positive regulation of transcription by RNA polymerase II; DNA-templated transcription
Cellular component (GO): nucleus
Molecular function (GO): DNA-binding transcription factor activity, RNA polymerase II-specific; zinc ion binding; RNA polymerase II cis-regulatory region sequence-specific DNA binding
Source: RefSeq, a predicted model, not a curated record
AUAUAUUAUUUAUUAUAUAUUUAUAUGGGUAGUAUAGUGUAUGAUAACGAUAAUCCAUUGUUCGUUUUAUGUCGCGGGAAUCCGGGGGAAACAAGGAGAUAUGUCGUUAUGUCGUUUUCUGAAAAGAAACAGAGCUACUAAAGUUUGUGACUUUUGUAAACGAAGAAAAGUUAAAUGUGAUCUCGGUAAUCCUUGUUCAACUUGUGUUAAAUAUGGGAAUAAGUUUUGUCGAUAUUAUGAACAAGGUCAAUAUCCUAAUGAUGAUAUAAAUUUAAAUUCAAAUACUUUAACUACAGCAACAACCCUACUAUAUAAUGAUCAUAAUAGUAAUGGAAUAUCUCAAUCAGCAGAACUGUUGGUUCAAGAUCAAUUAUUUCAACUUAAAGAAAAGUUGAGAUCAUUAGAAGAAUCUGUUCAAGCUAGAAAGAGAGUUAAUUAUGGAAUCUCUCAAAAGGGAAGUUAUGUACCUCCUCCAUUACAACAACAAUCAAAUUCAAUACAACCAUCACCACCUUCUAAUCAUUAUAAUAACAAUAAUAACAAUAACAAUAACAAUAGUGAUAGUAAUUCUAAUUCAUAUACUCCUGAAAAACCAGAUUUUACAAGUUUUAAAAAUCUUAUAGGAGUAAAUCCAGUAGCUUCACCAAAUGAUACAAUAAAUUUUUAUGAGGGUUAUACAUCAGUACUUGGACGAGAUGAUAUUCGUAGAAAAAAUUUUGGUCCAUUAUCUUGGAUAACUCUUAUAAAGACUGAUACAAUAGGUUCUAAAUUAUGGAAUUAUCUUCAUGUAUUAAAAAGUGGUAAAGCAUUAAAAUUAAAUUUUUUUAAUAAUGCUAUGUUAAAUUCUAAUAAUAAACCAAAUGUAAUGGAUCGUCAUUUUACUCAAAAAGUAUCAAUUGAAGAAGGACUUCAAGAUGUUAAACCUUAUAGUGGAGAAGAUGAUGAAGUUACUGGAAUGAAUUUAGGUGGUAUUUGUGGAUCUGCUGUAAAUUCCGCCAUCAAUACUGAUGAUCCAAAACUGUCUAAUAAUAAUAAUAUUAUUAAUAAUAAUAGUAAUAUUAAUAAUAUUAAUAUUAAUUCCGAUGAUGGAAGAAGAAAAUCAACUUCAGUAAAAUUAGAAGGUAAAAGAUCAGAAGAAGAUGUAAAAAUCUUUCGUGAUGGACUUGCAGCCAAAGCUAAAAGUUUAGGAAUUUCAUUUUUUGAAGGAGGAUUCUCAGAAGAAAUGGCUCUUGCAGAAAAGAUUCAACUUGUAUUACCUAAACAAAAGGCUAUAUGGUUACUUUAUAGACGAUAUUUUACUCAUUUAUAUACUGCUAUUCCAUUAAUUGAUGAAGUUGUAUUUAAAGAAAAGGUUCAAAAAUUAAUUGGUUAUGAAAAUACUCAUAAUGAUGAAACAAGAGUUCAAGUUAAAGUUAAUAAAAAAUUAGAUUUUGCAACUUUAGGUAUGCUUUUAUUAGUUAUUAGAUUAUCAUAUCUUACAUUAUUUACAAAUGUUGCAUCAAUUAAUGAAGCAAAAUUACAAACUAAUGAUCCAUCACCUCGAGCUCAAGAAAUUAAAUAUUUACUUAAUAAUCCAGUUAAUCUUGAUUGUAUUGAUAUAGCACAAACUUGUCUUAAUCAAUUUAAUUUAACUAGACCAAUUAAUAUGGAAAUUAUGCAAUUGGCAUUAUAUACUCGUAUAUAUCAUUGUUAUGCACCAGAAGAUGGAGAUGGAUCAGAUGGAGGUGAUGCACUUGUAUUUAAUGCAAUGUUAGUACAAAUGGCUAUAUCACUUGGAUUAAAUCGUGAUCCAGAUAAUUUUCCUGAUCAAUGUAAUGAUGAAAAAAUGAAUAAUUUAGGAAGAAAAAUGUGGUAUAUGAUAUUAGUAUUUGAUGUUAAUAAUGCAAUGGCAGUUGGAACUCCAUUAAGUAUUGAUAUUAAUAGUUUUGAUACUAAAUUGCCUUAUUAUGUUCCAGGAAAUGAAAAUGUAAUUGAUGUGGAACUUGAAAAGCAAACAGUUGCAAAUAUUAGUAAAUUUGGUAAUGUAUUUGAUGCAUUAGCUGAUAUGAUGAAAAUGAUUACAAAUGUUCGAGGUAAAGUUAAAUUAACUGAAUUAACUGAAAAAUUGGAUUUUAUGGAAAAUAAAUUUGUACUUGAAUCAGAAAAUUUAACGGAAAUCUUUUUUAAUAAUGAAAGUUUAUCAAGAAGUGAAAUUUCUAGUCAAACUGUUAAAAUGAAAGUUCAUUUUACAUCUAAUUUCUUUAUGGUUUCAAUUUUUUUUCAUAUAUUUAAUUAUUAUGAAAGAAAGGGGAAUUCUGAUUUAGCAUUCUUUUAUUUAAAAAAGAUUUUUGUUAUAACUAUUCAUGAUUUAAUGCCAUUUUAUUUUGAAUUUCUUGAUCGUUCAGAAGUUAUAUUUAAAAAUUCAACAGAUUUAACUAUUACUCCAUCAUUUGAACUGGUAACUCAUAAAUCUUGUAUUGUAUUAAUGUCAAUUGCCGUUAGAUUAAGAUUAGCAAUUCAUGAAUUAGAAAGUCAUUAUGAACAUUCAUCAAAAUUAGCAAAAGAUAUUAAGUAUAAAAUUCAUUUUGAUUGUCUUAAACGAGUUUGUUCAUUAAUUGAAAAAUGUACUAAUGUAUUUAGAGAAUCAAUUGCUAGAUUAAGUCAUCGUUAUUAUUAUGCUUGGAGAAUUACUAAAGCUCAUAAUUUUUUAUCAACAUUAUUAGCUUCAAAUGAUUUUAUUAAUCAAUUUAAACCUCCGGCAGCUCAAUCUGGAAUUGUUUUUAAUACUGCUAUGUUAGAAGAAAUGGCAAGUAUUUUAGAAAGUGCUCUUUUUAAAGUUAAAGAACAUAAAAAAACAAGAAAGGAAACUGAAGGUAGACCUAAUACAUUUAGAGAACCUUCAAAGAGUGAAAGUAUUGUUAAUGGAUCAAGACAUUAUGCUGAUAGUCCAUCAGGAAAUGUAUCAGGCAAUAAUAAUACAUUUUAUACGACUGCUACUGAUUCUGAAAGUCGAAAUUCUAUGGAUUUUUCAGAUUAUAGUAGAACUAGAGGUCCACCUUCAGCUGCAUCAAUUGGUUCAAGUUCUUCACUUGAUAAUGUAGAUGAAUUUAUGCCAAAUGAUCAGGUGGAUUCAAUUUGGAUUCAAAUGAUGUCAAUGAAGAAUUUUAAUGAAAGUAAUCCUAAUCCAACUACUAAUAUAAAUGAUGUACCUACUUAUAAUGCUACAAUGAAUGGUGCAACUGCUCCAGUAAUUAAUAAUUUAACAGAUUCUUCAAAUUUAGCAGGCUUUACUCCUAUGUUUACUUCAGGAAUUGAUCUCGAUAGCUUUUUACCUAGUUUGGAUGGAGACGCAUUUGCUGGUACUAUGUCUAAUCUCCCCCUAGAGGAAAUCUUUCGAGGCUAUGACUGACUUGACUUAAUAAAAAUUAAAAAAACAUUAAAAAAAAAAUGGAAAAGGAAUAUUGGCAACAAUAUUAUCUGCCCCCCCACCCCCCACAACUACAUAUGGUUUUGAUUCUUGUAUAUAAUCCUUUCCUUCUUUUCUUCCUGUGUCUUACUCUUAUUUUUGUAUAUAUAAUUUAUUACGAGUAACUAGUAUCUACAACGAAAUAUAAAAUAUAUUUUAUUAAAUUUAUUAACUAUU